AUGUCCAUUCAGACUCAGGAUUCCGGAGAUUCUUCUUUGAAGUCGUUGUCUCUUAUUGCAACGCACUCACACAUUGUCGGGCUAGGUCUCGAUGAGAAUUUACAGCCUAAGCCAGCCUCUCAAGGGAUGGUGGGCCAAUUGCAAGCACGUAGAGCAGCAGGUGUUGUUCUAAAGAUGGUUCAGAACGGAAUUAUUGCUGGAAGAGCAAUUCUUGUGGCUGGCCCUCCCUCCACUGGUAAAACAGCGUUGGCAAUGGGUCUUGCUCAGUCACUGGGAGCAGAUGUUCCUUUCACUGCCAUUGCAGGUUCAGAAAUCUUUUCUUUAGAGCUUUCGAAGACCGAAGCUUUAACCCAGGCAUUCCGUAAGUCCAUUGGUAUUAAAAUCAAAGAAGACACUGAACUCAUCGAAGGUGAAGUUGUAGAGAUCCAAAUCGACAGAUCCAUUACCGGGGGCCAUAAACAGGGUAAAUUGACCAUUAAAACCACCGAUAUGGAGACUAUUUACGAGCUAGGUAACAAAAUGAUAGAUGGAUUGACCAAGGAGAAGGUUUUGGCAGGUGAUAUUAUUUCAAUUGAUAAGUCUAGUGGGAAGAUUACGAAACUGGGAAGAUCGUUUGCUCGUUCUCGUGACUACGAUGCUAUGGGAGCAGAUACAAAAUUUGUGCAAUGCCCAGAAGGAGAACUACAGAAACGUAAAACGGCCGUGCACACUGUUUCAUUGCACGAGAUAGACGUCAUCAACUCUCGUACUCAGGGUUUCCUUGCACUAUUUACCGGAGACACGGGAGAAAUAAGGUCCGAAGUACGUGAUCAAAUCAACACUAAGGUAGCUGAGUGGAAGGAAGAAGGUAAGGCAGAAAUCGUGCCAGGUUUGCUAUUCAUCGAUGAAGUGCACAUGUUGGACAUUGAAUGUUUCUCUUUUAUCAACCGUGCAUUGGAAGACGAGUUUGCCCCAAUUGUCAUUAUGGCUACUAACCGUGGUAUAUCGAGGACUCGUGGAACAAACUAUAACUCACCUCAUGGUCUGCCACUAGACUUGCUAGAUAGAUCGAUCAUAAUAACCACUCAGAAUUACAAGGAAGAAGAAAUAAAGACAAUUCUUUCAAUUAGAUCACAGGAGGAAGAGGUAGAACUUUCUUCCGAUGCCUUGGAUUUAUUGACAAAGAUUGGGACUGAAACCUCUCUACGUUACAGCAGCAACCUGAUUUCCGUAUCGCAUCAAAUCGCUCAGAAAAGAAAAUCGAACACAGUAGACGUUCAGGAUGUCCAACGUGCUUACUUGUUGUUUUUAGACAGCAAACGUUCCGUAAAAUUCCUACAAGAAUUUCAAUCGCAUUAUAUUGACGACAAGGGCAAAGUGAAUAUCUCAGUGGCCAACCAAGAUGCCAUGGACACCACAGCCUAA
Molecule: messenger RNA, 1404 nt
Organism: Eremothecium sinecaudum
Lineage: Eukaryota; Fungi; Ascomycota; Saccharomycetes; Saccharomycetales; Saccharomycetaceae
Gene: RVB2
Product: RuvB family ATP-dependent DNA helicase reptin
Exons: 1
Coding region: 1-1404 (467 amino acids)
Biological process (GO): box C/D snoRNP assembly; chromatin remodeling; regulation of transcription by RNA polymerase II
Cellular component (GO): Swr1 complex; R2TP complex; NuA4 histone acetyltransferase complex
Molecular function (GO): ATP hydrolysis activity; DNA helicase activity; ATP binding
Source: RefSeq, a predicted model, not a curated record